Tripterygium wilfordii is the source of this 920-nucleotide messenger RNA. RefSeq names its product vacuolar iron transporter homolog 4-like. The annotation marks the transcript as partial. Gene Ontology annotation, cellular component: membrane. NCBI's taxonomy places the organism in Eukaryota, Viridiplantae, Streptophyta, Magnoliopsida, Celastrales, Celastraceae. Gene Ontology annotation, biological process: intracellular manganese ion homeostasis. The transcript has a single exon. Gene Ontology annotation, molecular function: manganese ion transmembrane transporter activity; iron ion transmembrane transporter activity. The record is from RefSeq and is a predicted model, not a curated record.
AUUGCUUUCCUUCUCAUUUUCAUACUAACUCUUCCUCAAACUUCUUCUUCAUCCAUGGAAGCCAGAUCAUCUCCAUUAAACCAAUCACCAAAACCCUUGUCUCUUGACAUUGAGGGACAAAAAAAUGAAGAUAAGGUCAUUGACUAUGCCAGGAGAUCACAAUGGCUUCGAGCCGCGGUGUUGGGUGCUAAUGAUGGAUUACUCUCCAUUGCAUCAUUGAUGAUGGGAGUUGGAGCUGUAAGAAAGGAUGCUAAGACCAUGAUCCUAACCGGGAUAGCCGGAUUAGUAGCCGGUGCUUGUAGCAUGGCGAUCGGUGAGUUUGUGUCUGUUUAUUCACAAUAUGACGCUGAAGUGUCUCAAAUGAAGAGAGAAAAUAAAUCCAUAAGUGACGGGGAGGAGGAGGAGGGUAGGGAGGAUCACUUGCCGAAUCCGUGGCAGGCGGCUUUAGCAUCAGCGCUUGCUUUCGCGGCAGGAGCUGCCGUGCCCUUGCUGGGGGCAGCGUUUAUUGGGGAUUAUGUGGUGAGGUUGGUGGUGAUAAUAGGGGCGGUGAGUCUUGCCUUGCUAGGGUUUGGAGGGCUGGCUGCUGUUUUAGGGGGUGCAAAUGUAGUUAAGUCAUCGUUAAGGAUGUUGGUUGGGGGAUGGUUGGCUAUGGGAAUAACUUUUGGCCUCACUAAGUCAAUUGGUAGCACCGGAAUUUGAUCAUUAUAUGAUAAUUAUAUAUGAUCAACUAGGGUCUUCGUUAGAGAACCACGAGUGGUAUCUCAUAAAGGUCUCGACUCCGAGUCUCUUCCAUCUCCGCUCCUGUAUUAAAAAAAAAAAACUAAGGUCUUCGAUCGUUAAUUAUAAUUAUGUUAGUGUUGUUUCUUUUCUUAGUUGUGUAUCAUUGUUGCAAUACUGUUACACUAGGAAUAAGUAUAUGA